Messenger RNA from Impatiens glandulifera, 1511 nucleotides. Its product is annotated as double-stranded RNA-binding protein 2-like. Bases 210 to 1283 code for a protein of 357 amino acids. The transcript is spliced from 3 exons. Gene Ontology annotation, molecular function: double-stranded RNA binding. The record is from RefSeq and is a predicted model, not a curated record. NCBI's taxonomy places the organism in Eukaryota, Viridiplantae, Streptophyta, Magnoliopsida, Ericales, Balsaminaceae.
GCAUAUCUCUUUACUCUCUCCAUGUGAUGCAUUAAACUCUCUCUCUCUCUCUCUCUCUUCUAUCCCAAAACCCUAAUCUCCAUGCCCUUCUGAUGAUUCAAGCUUAAUAUACUCAUCCUCUCGAUCGGCGGCCUCAAUUGGACGACUUCCAUCUAAGAAAUCUCCAAUUUGAAUACCCUUUUUUGGUGUAUCUGAACGUUAUAACAGAGAUGUACAAGAACCAGCUACAAGAGCUGGCACAAAGGAGCUGCUUUAAUCUUCCAUCCUAUACCUGCAUCAGAGAAGGACCUGACCACGCUCCUCGGUUCAAAACCAUUGUCAAUUUCAAUGGCGAAACUUUCGAAAGCCCUAAUUUUUGUUCAACACUCCGUCAAGCUGAGCACGCUGCUGCCGAAGUUGCUCUCAAUUCACUCUCAUCUCGCGGUCCAUCUCAUUCCCUCGCCGCAAGGAUCCUCGAUGAAACGGGUGUUUAUAAAAACCUGCUACAAGAGAUUGCACAAAGAGUUGGGUCUCCAUUACCUCAAUACAAAACUUUCAGAUAUGGUUUUGGACAUCUACCUCAAUUUAUUGGUGUUGUAGAACUAGCUGGAAUUGCAUUUACUGGAGAGAUGGCUAAGAACAAGAAACAAGCUGAGAAAAGUGCUGCCUUAUCUGCUUGGACUUCUCUUAAACAAUUGGAACAAGAAGAUACAAAUUCAUCAACUGAACCAGACAAUUCAACCGAUGAGCUUGAACAGGUCAAAAUAUCACGAGCCUUAGUGAGGUACCGUCUUAAAAACAAGAUAGGUUUGAGUAACUACCCAAACAAAAGCCCUAUUCCAUUUGAAAAGAUAUUUCAAAUCCAUAACCCACCAAGACCAUCAAGUCCAAUUUCAACCACAUCCAAAAUCCUCCCAUUAAUAUGUCAAAAGCCAGUUCCUCGUAAUAGACCAGUAUCAUCUCCCACACCAAAUGAAGUCCCCUUUUCGCAAAAGUUCCCAUCAGCAGUUCGUGCAGCUCCUUACGUUCCAUUACACCAUUUUAGGGCACCCAACGUUAGAAUCGCUCCUGCUGUCACAAUUAGAUCUGCAAUACCAGUUUAUUCUGCUCCUCCUGUGACAAUUAGAUCUGCAAUACCAGUUUAUUCUGCUCCUCCUGUAUCCUCUGUGAGGAUUGCACCACCCGUCUGUACAAGAACUAUUCCUGUUGGUGUUUCUCCUUUUCUGAACAAACCGGUGAGUUGGGAGGAAGAAGGAGAUGCUGAAAGCAAGACAAUAGAAUCUUUGAAACAGAUGAGACUCUGAACUAUAUGUUGUAGACAACUUUCAUCGGAUUUGAGUAUUGUAUUCUGUAUUGUUUAGCUGUUACUAUGCGUUUUCUCGCCAUUUAAUGGUGCGUUUCUUGUAUCCUAGUUCCUUGGAAGCCCCCAUAGCUGGGGUUGGAUUUAUUGAGAAAGGAUUAGUAGUAGUGUUAUGUUUCCAUAUUGACAUAUAAAUUUCAAUAAUUGCAUGCCCAUUAUUUUUAAUUUGUUA